UGGCUGGUCGCGGAGUGGAGCGCCUUCGCGGCGCCCGAGGAGCUGCUCCAGGGGGAGAGAGGCGGCCUAGGGGGUCGCGCGGCCUACGCGGCAGAACGGCGGGAGCACCGGCACUAACAGGGGUGUCGCAGAUGUCGGUCGAGCGCCGGGCGCCCUCUUCUAUCGCUCUCCCCCCCCCCCUCAGCGACCCUCUCUUAGCAGGCCGGGAGAAGGCCUCCUUCCUUGCUGGGCAGUGGCGCCCAGUCUCGGAUAGGGACCCAAGGGCGGGGGGAAGGCGUCGUUUAAUAUCGCCCUUUUAUAUAUGAUGCUUGUCCCCAUUUCCCCGUCCUGUCAUUGUUUAGUCGCAUCUCAUCUCUUCCUCCCCGCCCACCUUCAGCGGUGCUGACAUCUUCUCUUGCCUCCGUGAAAUGUGUGCUGGGUCUGUUCGUGGGACACUACAGGGAUAUAAUGAAGCAGUGCAGAAGACGCCAGAAUAAUUGGAAGGGGUGGGCGAGAAUGGAGAAAACAGAUGCAGUAUAAUAUUUUAGGAGGUGGAAAAGCAAUGUGCCUGAGAAGGGGUGCGAUAAUUGGCAGCUUCAUCGCAUCAGCUACCAAAAGGCAACCCUGCCUGUUAUUCUUUUCCUCCCCCUUUUCUUCUGUAUCCCCCAUACACACAUACUGCUUUUUCAAAGUAUAUAGUGUUAAAUUCCAUAUUCCCCAUGCUCCCUGUGCUUCUAGUCAUUCUGGUAUCUCCUACACUUGCUUCUUUCACACCUCAGGAACAGGCUAUGAAUAGAAGACUAUAGCAGUGCCAGACCGUUUUUCUCUUCCUUUUCUCCUGUUGCACCCUUGAAAUACUAGAUAAUGGUGCCAGCACCUACCACUACCAAAAAAGAGCUACCAGGGCCUCCAUAUUUUGCACCCCUGAAUUGCACAUCUUCUUUCCUCAACCCCCCAAUAAACUACUAGUCACAAUUCGGACUCCUUCCCUGAGAAAUGAGUGCUUCACCUUCAGAAUUUUACCUCCUCUUAAAAUUGUUAGAUUAGAUUUACAAAUUCAUGACAGUUAUUAAUCUCUGAAUGAACGAUUAAAAAAUAAUAAAAUUGUAUAGGGUCCUUCUACUUGCCCUGGAUCUAUUUGCCCUGGAUUUCUGAUAGGAACAAAGUCCACUGAUACCCUAAUGGCUGAUUUAUCGUAGCUUGAGUUGUGAGGUUACUUUAUCAUAUGAACGAUCUUCAGUCUUGCUAAUAUACUGAUGAUACUCAGGGUGGGUAGCAGACAAUCUGAGGGAACAGUUUUGCCGUUCUUCUGGAUGUGGUUUUGUGAUGCCGCAGAUAUAGAAAUAGAUUGUGAUGCUGCAUAUAGAAACUUGUAGUGAUAUGUGAAUGUAGAUCUGGCCACUUCUAUCUGCUUUUGUCACAUUUUGGUUGAACUUCAAUGGCAUGCUGCAUGUAGAACUGCUGUUGAAGAGAGUUUAGAAGCUGAAGCCAAUGCAGAAUGCACUACCUGGCUAUUGCCAAGCACCCUGUUACUCAGAGCACAGUUUGUUUGAUUGCAUUGUCUUCCAAUCUGUUCCUAACCCCAAGUUUCAUUUCAUUUAAAGCUGUAAAGCAGUUUGGUCCUAAGAAAAAGGACAACUCACUGCCACAUGAUUCUGCUAACCAUUUGUUAUUAGUUUACAUUACAUUUAUAUCUCUCUUGUAAGGAAUCCAAGGUGACUUACAAGGUUCUCCUCCUUGCCACUUUAUCCUCACAACAACAUGUGAGGCUGUGACUGGCCCAAAGUCACCCAUUGAACUUGCUGGUUGAGUGGGGAUGAGAACAAACACCUCUGGAAUCACUCUUAAUCACUGUACCACAUUGGCUCUCAGUUAAUAUUAUCAGAAGAGGUUCUGCUUUGUAUCCUAUCAUUUUCUGAUUUAAGCUGAUGGAUAUUUAUUUAUUUAUUAGUUUUGGGUUUUUUUAAUCCCACAUCUUUAGCCAUAAGCUUCCCUGGAUGAUAUGUGGGAUAGGUUGUACUGCGAGCAGUGCCAGCCCUUUAUUCUCUUCUCUGAAAUCUGCCUAGACCCGUUCAUCUUGACUCUUAUAUGUUAUAUGUUUCAGUAGGAUUUUAAUGUUGAAUUAAUUCUUUCCUGAGUAUGACUGUUUUAAUAUUGACACUGGCUUUUUUUCUCUUGUUACUGCUUCCUGUUUUGUUUGCAUGAUUAUUUUGUAAGCUGGUGUGAGUAACUUCUAUAGCCAAAAAGUAGCACCGAUAUUUUAAUAUAAAGUAAAUUUAUUUAGUUCUCUUACAUACAGUGCAUAAAUUGUCUCCAUUGCAUUGCAUCCAAAUGUCCACAGUGUACUAUGGCCUUCUUGCUCUAGAACAUGAGUGGGCAACUGGUAGCCCUCUAGAUCUUGCUGGCUCUCAACUCCCAUCAUGUCUCACCAUUGGCUAUGAUGGCUAGUGUUGAUGAGAACUGCAAUCCAACAAUAUCUGGAGAGCAAGAAGUUGCUCACCUUUGCUCAACAGCUGCACUGUACAUUACUUAAUCAUUGUUGCUGAACUGAGGUAUCUAGUAGGUGGCUACAUCCAGUGAUGUGGAUCUUCCAUGUGGAUUUUGAGAACACAUUUAUACAGCUACCUUGCUUUUGGAUUUGAGUAUGAGCACAGUUGAAGAAGAGUCUGACACAGUGACAGUAGAAACCGUGAAUUCUGUGACUUUGACCCAAGACACUGAAGGGAACCUUAUUCUUCACUGCCCUCAGGAUGAGGCAGAUGAAGUAGAUUCAGAAGACAGCACUGAACCUCCACACAAAAGGCUUUGCUUAUCAUCUGAAGAUGACCAAAGUAUUGAUGACACCACCCCAUGCAUUUCUGUUGUUGCCGUUCCAAUUUCAGAAAGUGAUCAAAGCUUUGAGGUGACUAUGACUGCUACCACAGAGGUAGCUGAUAAUGAGGUUAACGAAGGAACUGUUACUCAGAUCCAGAUUCUUCAAAAUGAACAGCUGGAUGAAAUCUCUUCUUUAGGCAACGAAGAAGUGUCAGCUGUUAGCCAAGCCUGGUUUACAACCAAAGAGGAUAAAGAUUCUUUAACAAACAAAGGUCAUAAAUGGAAGCAGGGAAUGUGGUCUAAAGAAGAAAUUGACAUUUUGAUGAGCAACAUUGAACGCUAUUUAAAGGCACAUGGAAUAAAAGAUGCUACUGAAAUCAUCUUUGAGAUGUCAAAAGAUGAAAGGAAAGAUUUCUACAGGACCAUUGCUUGGGGUCUGAACCGGCCUCUCUUUGCUGUUUAUAGACGAGUACUUCGCAUGUAUGAUGACCGAAAUCACGUUGGCAAAUAUACUCCUGAUGAAAUUGAGAAGCUCAAGGAGCUAAGAAUAAAGCAUGGGAAUGACUGGGCAACUAUAGGAGCUGCCCUUGGUAGAAGUGCGUCUUCAGUUAAAGACCGAUGUAGACUGAUGAAGGACACCUGCAAUACUGGGAAAUGGACAGAAGAAGAAGAAAAGAGGUUAGCAGCAGUGGUACAUGAAUUAACAAGUACAGAACCUGGUGAUAUUGUCACACAAGGCGUAUCUUGGGCUGCUGUGGCAGAACGAGUUGGAACACGGUCUGAAAAGCAGUGCCGCUCCAAAUGGCUCAACUACCUAAACUGGAAACAGAGUGGAGGCACUGAAUGGACUAAGGAAGACGAAAUAAACCUGAUCCUUAGAAUAGCAGAGCUAGAAGUAGCUGAUGAAAACGAUAUCAAUUGGGAUCUGCUGGCUGAAGGCUGGAGCAGCGUGCGCUCGCCGCAGUGGCUUCGCAGUAAAUGGUGGACGAUCAAAAGGCAGAUUGCAAAUCACAAAGAGGUUUCUUUUCCUGUUCUUAUAAAAGGUCUGAAACAGCUCCAUGAAAGCCAAAAAAACACUCCAGGGCAUCAACUUUCAGAGAAUAAAUCCUUACCCGGGUUCCCAAAUGCUCAUUCCGCUUCUGGGGUUCAACACGUUCAGAUUCGAGUGGCUCGCUUAGACGAAAAUUCAAGCAACUCUUCAGGCCCCAUGGCAGCUUUGCAAAUUCCAGUCCAGAUUACUCAUGUCUCUUCUUCUGAUUCCCCUGCUGCUUCAGUUGAUUCUGAGACUAUAACUCUGAAUAGUGGAACACUACAGACCUUUGAAAUUCUGCCAUCUUUCCAUCUGCAGCCUACGGGAACUCCAGGCACUUAUUUACUGCAGACAAGCUCAAGCCAGGGGUUGCCUUUGACACUAACCACCAGCCCAACUGUGACCCUUACAGCUGCUGCUGCUGCUGCACCAGCCUCACCAGAACAGAUCAUUGUCCACGCUUUAUCCGCGGAACUUACUGUUGAUUCAGACAUUCAGCCAGUCGACCUAGCGGACCCUCCAACCUCCCUGGAAGAAGAUGCUUUUCCUGACGAGAUCCACCCCGCAAAGCUGGCUGUUGAAGAGCAGUCCACUUACAGCGAAGACGACUCUUCCAAAUUUGGUGGCAGAAAUAGCACUGAACUCAUAGACAGGGUCAUGGUAAGAGCCAGAGAAGAGAUUCUGGAUACAGACCUCAAGCAUGAAGAGCAUUGUCAGUCCAAUUUGGCUGGAACAUACGUUUCUGAGGAUCUCAGUUCUCCAACAACAGAAGAGCAAGUUGAACAGUCCACUAUGGAUGAAACAGUUCUCAUUGUACCUUCUCCACGCGGCUUUAUUCAGACAUCAGAUGAUAUAGACAGUGAAUCGGUCUUGCCUCUAACAACACUAACAGAUCCUAUAUUGCAACACCAUGGAGAAAAUUCCCAUAUUAUUGGCUCCUCUCUGGACAGUCCUGGUUCUGAAGACUCAAAGGAUGUGGAAGAUUUAGUAACCUGCCACUAAUCACGCCGCAUGGUCUCAUGAGGCACAUAUUUGUGUCGUGAAACAGCUGUCCGUAACCUCUGAAUCACCACUUCAAGUGAAGCAUUUGCUGGCCACAGAAGCAUGUUGAUUUCAUGCUUUAAAGGGGUUACACCUGCACCUGCUCAAAGCCAAGGUUUUAGUAUUUCACAGGAGGUGCUGAUCCCUGAACUUGACUGCUUAGAGACUGAAUCUGCCAGUGAGGGAGUUCCUUCACUCUUUUACGCCUAUAUAGUGCAGUAACAAGAGUGAGCUCACUAAAGAAAGGAAUUCUUCCUGCGCAUUGAUCAGCCUGUCUCGGGACAAAAUAUAGUUCUACAGCAGUAACUAUAGAAAGCAAGGAGUAGCAUUAGAAAAAGUUUGUUUUCUAACAGUGUUACUUCUAGUGUCCUCAGAGCAUAAAAUGCUGCUAGAAUCGCACCUGACCUUGGUGGUUGCUAAAGAAUCUAUUGCUGGCAAUGGAUGUAGCCGUAGAAUGACCAGAUGUCAUUCUUCAACCUCUGUAGCUGUCACUACAACAGCAAGUGCAAGAGAAAGAAGAGGAUAAAAGAACCCCCCCUGCAAUAAACUUAAUGCAAGUUUAAAUGCAAAAUCCUUCCAACUUUUAUCCAGAUCUCUAUUAUAGGAGGAAGAGCAUCUUCAGAGAUAGCUAUAAUUCAGCUGGAUGAGGCCAAGGGUAGUACAGUCUGGACCACACCUUUACAGAAUGAGCUCAGCAAUGCAUUUACGUUCCGUCUCCUGUGGAAGGGCUGUAAAAGAUACUAAGCUGAGCUUAGAGUAUAGCCUGAGAGGGAAAGCUGAUUCAAUACUACAAGGAUAUGUAAAAAACACAAAAACCCAAUAUUUAUUGCUGUAAUUAGCUUCCUCAGACAUUAGCUUGUCUUCAGUCUGUGGCUUUAUGUGAAAAUGAAGUUGUAGUUAACAGAACAGUUGGUUGCUUAGGAAGGGAACAGAAAUAACUGUGUUCAGUUUAAUACAAGUGAGAACCCUUGUCUUCUGUAACAGUAGAAUGCCUUUUAUUUAUACUGAAGUACAGACAUUUGCAGUGCUGCAGUUUUUGUACAGUGUAAUAAAAAUGCAAUUUUUUCCCAAAAGGAAAAAGCUCGUGCUAUUCUGAGACA
Molecule: messenger RNA, 5964 nt
Organism: Varanus komodoensis (Komodo dragon)
Lineage: Eukaryota; Metazoa; Chordata; Lepidosauria; Squamata; Varanidae
Gene: DMTF1
Product: cyclin D binding myb like transcription factor 1
Exons: 18
Coding region: 2624-4825 (733 amino acids)
Biological process (GO): regulation of transcription by RNA polymerase II
Cellular component (GO): nucleus
Molecular function (GO): DNA-binding transcription factor activity, RNA polymerase II-specific; RNA polymerase II cis-regulatory region sequence-specific DNA binding
Source: RefSeq, a predicted model, not a curated record